This is a messenger RNA of Nestor notabilis (Kea), 3171 nucleotides long. It is a transcript of the gene TNN, whose product is annotated as tenascin N. Gene Ontology annotation, molecular function: protein binding. The record is from RefSeq and is a predicted model, not a curated record. NCBI's taxonomy places the organism in Eukaryota, Metazoa, Chordata, Aves, Psittaciformes, Psittacidae.
AUGGAUUUCCAGAGCUGGCUUGCCUUUCCAGUGGGGAUAUUGCUGUGCUGUGCCCUUCAGACAUCUGCUAUUCAACAUACUGCAUCUCACAACUGCACCAGCGAUGGUCAAAGAACAUCAUUCAGCCACACCUACAAGAUUAACCUGCCCACAUCCUCACAGAUUAAGGUGGAGGCAGAUCCAUUCCAGUAUGAAGACAACAGUGGGGUGCAGCUAUAUCCUGGAGAGGCUGAGGAAAAUGAAGAGCAGAAUAUAAUCUUUAGGCACAACAUCCAUGUGCAUGCACCCAAAGGGGACUGUGAAACUUUGACCCAUGUUAAAGGUCUGCUUGAAAGGAUAGAGAAGCUUGAGAAAGAAAUGGCAGAGCUGAGAAAUGUUUGCAGCCCUGAGAGGUGCUGUGGGGGAAGCCGAGAUGUCUCACAUUGCAGUGGCCAUGGGACAUUCCUCUAUGAGACGUGCAGCUGUAAGUGUGCUGAGGGCUGGGAGGGCAGUGACUGCUCUCACCCCACCUGCCCCAGCCACUGCAGUGGUCAUGGGCACUGCGAUGGUGGGAAGUGUAUCUGUGAUGAGCCUUUCUUCAGUGAGGACUGCAGCCAUCAGCUCUGCCCUGAGAACUGCAGCAGCAAUGGGAUCUGCGACACAGCCAAAGGGGUCUGCCAGUGCUAUGAGGAGUUCACUGGGGAGGACUGCAGUGAGAAACGAUGUCCUGGGGACUGCAGUGGCAAUGGGUUCUGUGACACAGGAGAGUGCUACUGCCACGAUGGCUUCUUUGGCCUUGACUGCUCUCAGGUGCUUGCUCCUCAGAACCUGCAGCUACUGAACUCCACAGAGAACUCUCUGGCUGUCCUCUGGGAUCCAAUGAUUGAUAUAGAUAAUUACCUCAUCAGCUAUUAUCCAGUAGGGUAUGAAACAUUGGUGAAACAAGUCCACAUGCCCAAAGAACAAUUCAUCUGUGAGAUUGUGGGUCUCCAGCCUGGCACCAUGUACAAUAUCACAGUUCAUCAUGUGAAGAAAGGGAUUUCCAGUGAGCCCAAGUAUCUAGAAGCAAGUACAGUUCUAUCUGCGCUCAAUACUAUCUGGAUGACAGAGGAGACGGAGCACUCCCUGGAAGUGGAGUGGGAGAACCCACCAACAGAUGUGGAUUAUUACAAACUGAAGUUCAAAUCCCUGGUGGACAUGGAUGAGAAGCAAGUCAUGGUGCCCAAAAGCAAUGACCCUAAGAGCAGACACAUCAUGACUGGCCUGAAACCUGGUACUGAGUACGAGGUCACUGUCAUACCUGUGAAAGAGAAUAUUGAAGGGAAACCAUCCUCAGUGAGUGGUAGGACUGGAGUUGAUAGCCCAACCAAUGUGGCAACUGAUCAAGUGACAGAAGAUACAGCCACUGUCUCAUGGAAUAAAGUUGAGGCUCCCAUAGACAGGUACAUGGUGAGAUAUACCUCAGCUGAUGGAGACACAAAGGAAAUAAAGGUUGGGAGUGAAAAUGACAUGGUCACUUUACAUGAUCUGGACCCAGGCAUGCAAUAUGUCAUCCACAUCUGGGCAGAGAAGGGGCCCUAUAGGAGCAAGAAGGCAAGCACCAGAGCUGUGACAGAAAUUGACAGCCCAACUGAGCUGCUGACUGACCAAGUCACAGAGGAUGCAAUUACUGUUUCCUGGAACAAAGUCCAAGCUUCAAUAGACAGAUACAGAGUGAGCUACAUCUCAGCUGACAGGGACACAGAGGAGAGAGAGGUGGAGAAAGACAAGGAUGUCACUACUUUGGCAGGACUGAAGCCAGGCAUGGAGUAUGUCAUUUAUGUCUGGGCAGAAAAGGGAAAACAACAGAGCAAGAGGGCCAGCACUGAGGCUGUGACAGAAAUCGACAGCCCGGCUCACCUAGUGAGCGAAGAGGACACAGCAACCAUCUCCUGGGACAGGGUCUAUGCUCCUAUAGAUAGGUACCUGGUGAACUACACCUUUGUUGAUGGUGACACACAGGAGAUAGAAGCGGAAAAGAACAAGAGCACUACGAGACUGACAGGACUGAAACCUGGCAUUGAAUAUGUUGUCUUCCUCUGGGCAGGGAAGGGAACACUUCAGAGCAUGAGGAUCAGCACUGAGGCAGUGACGGAAUUUGACUGCAUAGCUAGGCUGAAGACGGACUGGGUGGCAGAGGACACUGCUAGUGUUUCCUGGGAGGUUGAUCCUCCCAAGAACCUCCAUGUAUCAGAUGUGACUCAUUCUACUGGUGUGGUUGCCUGGACUCCUCCUGCAGCACAGAUUGAUGGCUAUGCACUGACCUACCAGGGUCAAGAUGGCACAAGCAAGGAAGUACAGCUCAGUCCUAAUGAGCAACAGUUUGUGCUGGAGGGACUGGAACAAGGAGUAAGGUAUACUGUCUUUGUGAUGGCCUAUAAGGGAGAUCGUCAGAGCAGAAAGACAGACAGUACCUUCUCAACAGUUAGCUUCCUCUACCCAUACCCCGCAGACUGCAGCCAGCUGCAGCAAAAUGGAAAUACCUCCAGUGGCUUGUAUACCAUUUACCUGAACAGAGAUGGCAGCAGGCCAAUGCAGGUGUACUGUGACAUGACCACUGAUGGAGGCGGGUGGAUAGUGUUUCAGAGGCGGAGCACUGGCGAGGUGGAUUUCUACCAACGCUGGAAAAAUUAUGUGGAAGGCUUUGGAGAUCCCACAGGGGAAUUUUGGCUUGGUCUUGACAAGCUGCACAAUCUCACAAGCAGCAGUCCCAUUCGCUACGAGCUCCGGGUGGAUUUGCAGACACCCAGCGAAUCUGUCUAUGCUGUCUAUGACUUCUUCCAGGUUGCCUCAAGCAGGGACAGAUACAGGCUGUCAGUGGGAAAUUACAGAGGCAAUGCUGGGGAUGCAAUGACCUACCACAAUGGCUGGAAGUUCACAACAUGGGACAGAGACAAUGACGUGGCUCUCAGCAACUGUGCUCUGACACACCAUGGUGCAUGGUGGUACAAGAACUGCCACUUGGCCAACCUCAAUGGGAAAUACGGGGAGAGCAAACACAGCGAGGGUGUGAACUGGGAGCCAUGGAAAGGCCAUGAAUUCUCCAUUCCCUUCACCGAGAUGAAGAUUCGUCCUCAGUCUUCCAGUAAUGAGCCAAUCCUGGGAAGGAAGAAGAGGUCUUUAUUAGGGCAGAGGAAGAAGAUCAGGGCUUAA